Molecule: messenger RNA, 633 nt
Organism: Pseudocercospora fijiensis CIRAD86
Lineage: Eukaryota; Fungi; Ascomycota; Dothideomycetes; Mycosphaerellales; Mycosphaerellaceae
Exons: 2
Coding region: 1-633 (210 amino acids)
Source: RefSeq, a predicted model, not a curated record
AUGGCUUCUUGGAACAAGCGCGACAUCACCAACGAGCAUCUCCUUCCAUACGUCGAUUCCAAUGAUGCGUCACCAGAGGUCGCGUCGGCCCUGAACACGUUGCCAUUUCAGCGCAACAUCUUCAAGUUGCUUGCCAAUGCUCCAAACCAAAUGCCAAUCUUCAUGAAGCUUUUGAGCUCUUGCUGGAGUGCCGACAACUCGCUGCGCGCCACCGACUGGCAAUUGGUUGUUCUGCGAACCGCGGCAACACUGAACGCGCCGUAUGAGUGGGAUGUCAAUGCUCCAGUCGCUGAGGUUCUCGGCUUCACCGAAGCUCAGUUCAGCGCGCUCAAGGAUGCGACCAGGCCGCUUCCAGAAGAACUGUUUACGCCACGCAAGAGGCUGUUGGCGAAGCUUGUUGACGAGGUCAAUGCCAACAACAUCGUGUCAGUGGAGAGCAUGAAGGAGGCUCAAGGGGUGUUUGGGGAUCGCGGAGUGGCCGAGUUCUUCUUCUUGAAUGGUGUGUAUGGCUUUUUGGCGCGUUUCAUGAACAGCGCGCGCAUCGACUUUGAUCCGCCCAUCCCGGGUCUGGAGGACAUGUUGCGGAAAUACAAUGCGGCGGCCAUCGAGAAGGAGAAGGCGUAUACCGAUUAG